AGGCUGAUAGAAAUAUUUCUCUCGCAGUCUAAGAACCAGAGGGUGAGACGGACAGACACAGUAGACUAAGGAAACACAUUCAGGUGUGUUCCUAAAAUCUCUGCAAGAGAUACAAAAGAGGACUAUAGAAAGGGAAAUAAAGAGGGUGAGACCAUAGAAAGGUGGACUAAUUAACUCAUGACUACCAAGAGCGAUGGAGAUUUUUUCUUAAGAGCAGAAGAUAUUUCUAAAUCAGAAUACAUGAGACUCAGCAUGUAGACGUUCCGCAGGAUUCGGUUUAAAUUUCCUCUUCUCCUCCCUCACCCAGAAUUGAAUAAUUUAUCCUGCGUAUCAGCAGACAAAUCUCAAUGUUUUUGGAGAAAUCCGGGGGAUGCGUCUGAGAGAAAGAUGCUCAGCAGAGAAUUCUGACAUGGUGACGAUCCAAAUUGAAAGAGACGAGGAAAGAGUGGACUGUUGAGUGGCAGACACGUCUCCAACAAGACACAGGUAUUCUCUACUCGAUAUUAAGAUUGGUCAAGAUAUUAAUCCGUCCUUACUCAAAUUGUUAUAAAUAUUGUACUCUUGUAUUUGUAAGUCGGUGUGCGAUUUUGGCAUUGUGAUGAUAAUCUGAUUCAUUUGAUCAUUUGAAAGUCAAUCGCAGUAUUUGUUGCCUCGCAGGUUCAUAUUAUUAAGUUAUUUUAUGACAUCAUUUUAUUCCAAAAUCACCAAAAAUUUGCAGUGGCAGAAUAUAAGCCCCAUAACUAUUUAGCGUGCAAAGCAAUACCUUGUAUCUUCAGCAAAUUAUCAGUUUCAUGCAGUGGUAAAUAAAUAUUCUUCCCCCAAAGCUGUGAAAUAAGUAAUAUAGCAAGAGACUGUCUCUGUAAAUAACUCACUGGUGACCUGCAACCUAUAGUUGUUUACACCUGUGUUAAAUAGAUAAGACAGAUAAACCGAAAGCCAUUCAACAAACUCAUGAACUAUCACAAGCCAUAUCCAUCUGAGACAACAAUCCUCACUGUUAUUUAAAGACGGUCCUGUGCUUAGUAUCGACAAGAAUCCUGUGCUUCUGUUGACAUAGCGUCUGCCAGACACUUUGGGGCUUGCGACACUGUGAAAAACAGAAAUGUGUUGGCUUUGUCUGAAGAGAAACUACAUGGAGGAGGAGGAGACAGACAUCUUGCCUGUCAGAGGCUGAAAAAGGGAGCAUUAGGCCAGUGGCAGACAACUGUGGCUGUGAAAAGACAUUUAAGCGUUUUCCUAUAUCAAAGCCGGGCUCCCCCCUGCCGCCACAAAUACAAAAAAGAGACAACAGCACGAGUGCAACAAGGAAAGCCAAGAUGAUUAUUGAUUUUUGCUAAAAACGGAGGCAUCUGCCCUCCUGGACGACACAGACUCCGCUCGCGUCGGAGGGGGAAACAGAAAAUAACCUCCACUGAACGGAGGCAAAACCACAGCCAGAGAGAUAGAGAGCAAGGGAUUUCCCUUCCUCUCUCUCUCGACCCAUCUCGGCAUCAAGCUGGCAGACUCAGCCAUGGCAUUCACCUUUGCGGCCUUCUGCUACAUGCUCACCUUGGUGCUGUGCGCCGCUCUCAUCUUCUUCGUCAUAUGGCAGAUCAUUGCAUUUGACGAGCUUCGCACGGACUUCAAAAACCCCAUUGAUCAGAGCAAUCCUACCAGAGCGAGGGAACGGAUUCUCAACAUCGAAAGGAUCUGCAACCUGCUCCGCAGGUUGGUGGUACCAGAGUACUCCAUCCACGGGCUCUUCUGCCUGAUGUUCAUGUGUGCCGGAGAGUGGGUCACGCUUGGACUGAACAUCCCGCUGCUCUUCUACCAUCUCUGGAGGUUUCUUCAUCGGCCGGCUGACGGCUCGGUGGUCAUGUACGAUCCCGUCAGCGUGAUGAACGCCGACAUUCUCAAUUACUGCCAGAAGGAGUCCUGGUGUAAGCUGGGCUUUUAUCUACUCUCUUUCUUCUAUUAUCUCUACAGGUCAGUUCAAAUUCACAAUCUACUCAAUCAAGUGUCGCUUCGUUAGGUUUCAGUGAUGCUUUCUAGAUGUGUUGCAAUGUUUGAUGAACUUAGUGGGAAAAAAAGCAGCACAAUUACUUUUUUCUCCCAAUGUUUCCGUCUUUUGCCCCGGGUUAUUUCCUCCUGAAGUAUGGUCUACGCCUUGGUGAGCUUCUAACACACAGGACAUCUGGUGGAAUGAAAGGAUGUAUCUGUAAGAGAGACUAAGAUGAACAAAUGGGAACAUUAUUUAUUCCUCUCCAUCCUUCUUAAUACUUUUUCAAACGAGAAGACCAAUCUGAGUGAUGAUGUGAAUGUGAACUCGAUCAUGCCGCUUUGACCCGGAGACUGCUGUCACACAACUGGACAAAGUGUUGAAGGAUUGAAACUAAACAGAAAGAGGACACAGCAGGUGGUUUGCCUUUGAACAAUUACACAAAUUGACAAUAUAUCUCUGAAGGGCUGGAGUUUUCCCUUGCUGCUCUUACUGAUCCAGUCGUCAACUCACUGUGAAACUCCUAUCUCUUAGGGGCGGGAAAACAAAAUGAUAUGUGUAUUUGUUGGUUUUAAAUGUACUGAAAGCAGGAUUGUUUUGGUAUCAUUCCGUGUAUUUACGCUGAUUGACCUUCAAUUUCACACAGGUUUUUCUUUUGGGAUUAUAGGUAUUUAAAACUAUAACAAGCAAGGUAAAAAUGUACGGGAGAAAUUUAAAGCACUGUAAGAAAUUCAGGGGACAAGACACCGAAAAUAACUGAUUGGUGUGUGAAUUCUGAACUAAAAGUAGGAUGAAGCAUUGACCUUGAUGCCAGCCUCCAAAGUUAAAUUUCACACUGUCACAAAAGCAGAAUUAAUCUUAAAUUUGACUGCAAAGGUCAGUCCUUGUAAUGUGUAUUCAAAAUAAGUACGUCCAUUGCUGUAUUGACAUAAUUUAUGCUACACCUUGGGUUCAUGCUUUCCAAAGAGCUUCACGCUCAGACAUUUAAUGCCAAACGUUUAUGUCAUUAAAUAUCAAAACAUUGCACCAAAUAAAGUCAUUAACAGGGAGUGAAAAGAAGAAAUGACGGCACAGUAUCAUAAUCUACAUGAUAAGGCGCUGUGUUACAUUGACUUCAUGCCAGUAACUCACGUUCAUUUUAAACUACUACUUAUUUAUUAUUUCAAGGUGAAUCUCUUACUCAUUUGCAUUUAUACUGUAGUCCUUUUUGCUCAGCAACUUUACUCUGAUCCGAGGUAGAAUAUAUAAAUCUUAUGUACAAAAAGCAAUUAAAAACAGCAAACUGUCAAUGUGGUAUGAUUAAUAAGACAUAUCGAUGCCGUGUUAUUCAGUGUUUGUUAUACCGUUGUUUGAGACUAGAGUGGCAGAUGAGACAAUAAUGACUCUUUGACAACGUUUUAGUUAAUUCAGGAGUGUAAAGACAUUGACGUGAUUAUGAUACAUUGACACAAUCACUCAGCUUAAUAAGGGACAGACGUAAGACGGUCAUGUUGCUGAUGACCAAGAUUUGUAUGGAAGCCUUUCCUCAGCUGGUGCUGCCUUUGCUAUCACGUGUUCAUUAUAUUGAUCUAUAAGUAGAUAAAGUGAUGGUUGAAAUGUGUAGUUUUAACAUCCAUAGAAAAACCGAGUGUGAUGUUUUUCAUACGCCAGCUCCCUGUGUGGUAAACUGUGGUGAGAACGUCUUAAGCCUAAUGAGGAUGUCACUCAUUAUGUCAAAAAAUCUAGGUUACAUGAUGAUGAUGAUUUGACAAUGGUUGUUUCACUUAUAUUGGUAUUCAUACUAAUACUGUUUUGUUACUCUCACUCUUUAAAUGGCAAAAUAUAUUCUAGAAAACUUAACCACAGAACAAAAUCUUUUUAAAAUAAUUCACAAACAUUUUUAGUUUUAGUUUGGUAAUUUGUGAAUGUAAACAUAUUUGUGACAGGUUUAACAAAAUUUCAGUUGGAACAACAGAUACCAAUAUUAGUUGGACAAUAGCGUACAGCUGGGAGAGUUAUUUUGUUUGUGUGUUGUUAAUUAAAUGAAUGAAAAGACUGAAACCAACAAUGUCUUCUUUACUUCAAUUUCUCGGGCAGCCGCAAAUACAUUUGUUUUCCGCAAAGUGUAAAUUUUACAAACGUUCGUCAAAGUCAAUAGGUAAUUAAAACCGUCAGUAGUUUAUUUGGAAACUAAAAGAGGAGCAAAUAGAGCAUUUCUUGGGUUCUGUUUUUAGCAGCAGAUAUUAGCAGCAUAUUUGCGGCACGAUAUUUUAUUCCUGAGAUUGAUUUUAAAAAGUGCUUAUUUUAAUAAUUAAGGAUUUUUUCCCUAGUGUAAACUUGUACUCAAUCACUUUGUUAACAUUCACGCCAAUUUCAAAAUAUCAUUUUAAAUAUGACAAUGUUCAGAAUCUGAUACAGGUCAUAAAAACCGCAUAUUACCGUUCGAUUAAGCAUUUUCAAAUCUUCAUUCAGGUUUUAGGGACAUUCUUAGGACACAACGCAUUCAGAAUAUACUCAACUGACCCCUUGCUUUCCAUCUGCAGGUUUUGUGUGUUCUACUGAUUGUUGUACAUAAACAAUCUUGCUAAACAAACUUGCUAAAACUUGCAGAAACUUAUGACAGAAACAAAGGGACACAUUUUUUGAAUGUUUUCAUUAGCCAUGUAAAGAGCUAAGAAGGAAUAGCGUCUAUGGGCAGAAACCUAAAUAUUUGUGUGUCAACGUUGUGAUUGAUGAGAUCUUAGCGGUUAGAUGAGUUGGAUCAGGCUUUUGCUACACUGGCACUGUUGGUUUUGGUCUUUUCACAGGAUUAUUGACAACAAAAUAAUAAAUCUAUAAAUAAUCAGAAUGUUUAAAAACGUAGUCAUUAUUGUCAAAUUAUGUUUAAAAUGAAUCUGUAGUAUCUGCUUCAUACAGUUCGUUCCAUAUGCUUUACCUUUCAAGACAAACGUCACAUAAUAGCGUCACUGCAAAAGAUGAUGAAAAGAUGAUUAGAAGACAUUGUUUGCUCAGUGGCACUGCAGUAGUUGCAUCAUGAAUGAAUGAAAUGCCAAUGAUUACAAAAAGCUCAGCCAACAUACACAGUUCUUAUGUCUAUUAAGUCAGUUUAAUGUCACUUUGGUACCAAUGAAAAGUUUUGAGAGAGCAAUUGAAAUGGCUUGUGGGAUUAGAAUUUCCACAACAACAGCACCGAAGCAAUUUGUAGUCUUUUAGGGUUCCCGAAGACAAACAUUAAACAGUAUACAUACUGUGCCAAAUGAUGCUCCCAUGUAAGUAAUCAAGGACUCUGAAACCUCAAAACUCUGCCAACAUUGUGAGUGUAUGACAAUCACUAUUAAAGCACAGGAACAUGUGGGAAAAAAGGAGAAAACAGCUCAGUUGAAUGUCAUCAUGUAGUUGCUCUAGACAAAGCAUUUUAGAAAAUUGUAUUUAGAUAUAUCUAUUUGUAUCUAUCUUUUAUACAUUUAUCAUCAAUGUACGCUACAGUAAAUUUGGUGGAUUACUUAAAAUUUAUUAGGUUACUCUAUGAUGUACAGUUAAUAAAAAGCGAUUCUCAUGCCAUAUUCUAAUAAAACAGUAAUGCCAUUAAGAUUA
Gasterosteus aculeatus aculeatus (three-spined stickleback) is the source of this 5551-nucleotide messenger RNA. It is a transcript of the gene cnih2, whose product is annotated as cornichon family AMPA receptor auxiliary protein 2. The record is from RefSeq and is a predicted model, not a curated record. Gene Ontology annotation, biological process: vesicle-mediated transport. Lineage: Eukaryota; Metazoa; Chordata; Actinopteri; Perciformes; Gasterosteidae.